AUGAACUCGGAGACCCAAGUUCUGGUCAAAGAGGAAGUCGAAAAGAUGCACAAGUCGGGCAUUAUCAAGGUAGCCAAGUACAAUAAGUGGCUAUCCAAUAUAGUGCCUGUUCGCAAGAAGAAUGAGGUUUACAUUGAUGAAGUCGUCGUGAAGUCUAAGAAGAGUGGAGAUCGCUUCACGGAUCUUAGAAAAGUUUUCGAGCGCAUGCGGCUACACAAGCUAAAGAUGAAUCCCGCCAAGUGCGUUUUUGGAGUUCAGGCAGGCGAUUUCCUGGGAUUCAUUGUCCAUCAAAGGGACAUUGAGGUCCCUGAGGAUAAGGCAAACGCGGUCAUCAACGCAUCUCCCCCCGAACGAAGAAAGAAUUACAGCUACUACUGGAACGAGUUUGUGUGGGAACCUAAACAUCAAGAGGCUUUCGACAAAAUCAAGGCCUAUCUGGCGAGCCCACCAGUGCUUGUUCCUCCCGGAGCUGGAUUUCCAUUAAAGUUGUAUGUUUUAGCAGCUGAGGCUUCCAUUGGCAGCCUCCUCGCUCAGGAUGAUGAAGAGGGUGUCGAACAUGCCAUCUUUUAUCUCAGUAGGACACUCACAGAUUACGAAGCAAGUCAAGUAUAUGCUAUCGCGACCUAUCCUGAGAGGCCGUAUUGGCAAGUGGGUGCUCGCCUUAUCAGAAUUCUCGCUACAGUAUGCCCACAAAAAGCAGUAAAGGGGCAAGCCAUCGCGGACUUUCUGUCACAUCACCUUAUGCUGGAUGUCCCCGCGGUUAGAGAUUUAGAGGUCGCUGCCACAACUUUAGAUCGCCCAGAUUUGGCGUGCUUACCAGAGUACGUCGCGCUGUAUCAAGCCACAGUCUCACUCCAGCCCUGGGUGUUAUAUUUUGACGGGUCAAGAACGGAUACGCUAGCAGGAGCAGGAAUUGCACUGGAGAAUUCGGCUGGAGAUCACUUUUCGUACUCAUUCCAGUUGGAGUUUCAAUGUACCAACAACCAGGCAGAAUAUGAGGCCUUAAUCAUAGGCCUAGAAGUACUGCUGGAAAUGGGAAUCAGAGAUGUACAAAUACUUGGCGAUUCUUUCUUGGUUAUCAAUCAGUUGUGCAAUGAGUUCAGAUGCAAUAGCUUCACGUUGGUCCCUUAUUGGAACAGGACAUUAGAACUGUCGGACCAAUUUGAUAACGUACAUCUUGAGUACAUUCCUCUCGAGCGAAAUUUUGCUGCAAACGAGUUGGCCCAGCUGGCAACAGGGGUAACAUUGAGAUAUGGCGUGCGGGAGAGAAUCCUUAAAGUUGAGCGUCGCACGCUUCCUUCAUGGAUGGCGAGAAGAGAUCCUCCAGACGAUACCUCAGUCGCGACCCUGGAAUCCAUUGACGUGGAUUGGCGCAUCCCUUUGAUCAAUUAUCUCAAGCAUCCUGAUCAGACCACGGAUAGGAAGAUUCACUAUCUUGCCCUUAACUACUUCCUCAGAGGUGAUGAACUUCGCAGACGAGGAGAAGAUAACGUGGAUUUCAGAUGUGUUUAUGGCCAGAAAGCGAAACAACUCAUAAGCGAAGUUCAUUCUGGCAUUUGUGGCGCUCACCAAGCAGGUCCAAAGAUGCGAUGGUUGCUCAGACGACAUGGAUAUUUUUGGCCUAGUAUCUUGAAGGAUUGUAUCGCGUUCGCUAAAGGUUGUUUGGACUGCCAAGCUCAUGGGCCGGUCCAGCAUGUUCCUAAUAUUCCAAUGCAGCCCAUUAUACAGCCUUAG
Messenger RNA from Rosa chinensis, 1734 nucleotides. RefSeq lists its product as uncharacterized. The transcript is spliced from 4 exons. The record is from RefSeq and is a predicted model, not a curated record. NCBI's taxonomy places the organism in Eukaryota, Viridiplantae, Streptophyta, Magnoliopsida, Rosales, Rosaceae. Gene Ontology annotation, molecular function: nucleic acid binding; RNA-DNA hybrid ribonuclease activity. The coding region runs from base 1 to 1734 and encodes 577 amino acids.